AUGUCGAAGGCCGACCUCCACAUCCAGCCGCGCAUGGCCAAGAAGGGUCCCUUCUCGGUCGAGGCCGCCGGCUAUGAGCCGGUGGACGGCGAGACCAUUCCUCGCCGACACCCGGCCGCGAAAAAUGGCCUCAUCCUGCGCCCCUCGGACGACGUUGCGACCACCUAUGACAACUUCCGCCGCUCCGCCCGGCUGUUUGGCAACUCCAAAGCGGUCGCCACCCGCAAGCUGAUCAAGACACACGUGGAGAACAAGAAGGUCAAGAAGGUGGUGGACGGCGUGGAGCAGGAGGUUGACAAGCAAUGGUCCUACUUUGAAAUGAGCGGGUACACCUACAAGACCUUCCUGGAGUACGAGCAGCUCUGUCUCCAGCUCGGUGCCGGCCUGCGCAAGCUGGGCAUGGAGAAGAACGGCCGGAUUCACCUCUACGGUGCGACAAGUGCGCACUGGCUGGCCAUGUCACACGGCGCUGCCUCGCAAUCCAUCACCAUUGUCACUGCUUACGAUACCCUCGGCGAGGAGGGCCUGAAGCACUCGCUUGUCCAAACCUCCAGCACAGCAAUCUUCCUCGACCCCGGCCUGAUCAAGUCUCUGACCAAUGUCCUGAAGGAUGCGUCCUCAAUUAAGCAUGUCAUUUACAACACUGACAACGAAGUCAACGAGGCAGAUCUCGAGAAGCUGAAGAGCGAUUUCCCCGACCUCGUUGUGCUCAGCAUUGAGGACCUGCGCAAGUCUGGCGAGGAGAACCUUGUGGACCCGGUGCCUCCCAAGCCCGAGGAUCUCUGCUGCAUCAUGUACACAUCCGGCUCUACAGGUCCCCCCAAGGGUGUCUCUCUGACUCAAGCCAACGUGAUUGCCGCCACUGCUGGUGUCAAUGAGAUUGUUGGUCCGUACAUUAGCCCCAAAGACUCGCUGCUCACCUAUCUCCCCCAAGCGCACAUUCUGGAGUUUAUGUUUGAGAAUCUGUGCCUGUUUUGGGGCGGUUGCAUGGGUUACGGCAACCCACGUACCCUGUCCGAUGCCUCGAUGCGCAACUGCAAGGGUGAUAUUCGCGAGUUCAAGCCUACCAUUCUGGUUGGCGUUCCUGCGGUCUGGGAGUCGGUCAAGAAGGGUGUGCUGAACAACCUGAACAAGAACUCUUUCCUUAUCAAGGGCAUGUUUUGGGGCGCCAUGGCGGCGAAGAACUUCCUGCUGACCAACGGAUUCCCUGGUGCUGCCACUGGCGCCUCUAUCCUGGAUGCUGUCGUCUUCCGCAAACUGAAGGAGGCUACCGGUGGUCAUCUCCGUAUCAUGAUGAACGGCGGUGGCCCCAUUUCUAAGGAUACCCAAAAGUUCCUGUCCAUGGCCAUUGCUCCCAUGAUCGGUGGCUACGGUCUUACGGAGACCUCUGCCAUGGGUGCUCUGAACGACCCGAUGGCCUGGAACCCCAACGCCUUGGGCGAGGUUCCCGCCUCGAUCGAGAUCAAGCUUGUUGACUUCCCCGAUGCCGGGUAUUUGACCAAGAACAACCCCCCACAAGGCGAGAUCUUCAUCCGUGGCGGCAGCGUCACCUCCGGAUAUUUCGAUAACAAGGAGGAGACAAAGGCUGCGCUGACUGAGGACGGUUGGUUCAUGACCGGUGACAUUGGCGAGUUCGAUUCCAACGGCCACUUGAGGAUCAUCGACCGUAAGAAGAACCUGGUGAAGACCUUGAAUGGCGAAUAUAUCGCUCUCGAGAAGCUUGAGUCUAUCUACCGCUCGUGUCCCGUUGUUGGCAACAUUUGUGUCUACGCCGCUGAGGACCAGGAGAAGCCUGUCGCAAUCAUUGUUCCCGUGGAGGUUGCGCUGAAGAAGCUUGCUGAAGACAAUGGCGUUAAGGGCGAUAGCCUUGAGUCGCUUGUGCACAACGAGAAGCUCCAACGUGUGGUUCUUCAGCAACUACAGAGCUCUGGCCGUGCUGGCGGCCUGAAGGGCAUUGAGAUCAUCAACGGCGUGGUUCUGUCUGACGAGGAGUGGACCCCGCAAAACGGCUUCAUGACUGCCGCUCAGAAACUGCAGCGCAAGAAGAUCGUCAACAAAUACCAGGCUGAGAUUGGCAAGGCCUAUGGCAAGAAAUAA
Penicillium macrosclerotiorum is the source of this 2097-nucleotide messenger RNA. RefSeq names its product long-chain fatty acid-CoA ligase FAA1 (gene faa4). NCBI's taxonomy places the organism in Eukaryota, Fungi, Ascomycota, Eurotiomycetes, Eurotiales, Aspergillaceae. The transcript is spliced from 2 exons. The coding region runs from base 1 to 2097 and encodes 698 amino acids. Gene Ontology annotation, cellular component: lipid droplet; plasma membrane; endoplasmic reticulum. Gene Ontology annotation, molecular function: long-chain fatty acid-CoA ligase activity. Gene Ontology annotation, biological process: long-chain fatty-acyl-CoA metabolic process; long-chain fatty acid metabolic process. The record is from RefSeq and is a predicted model, not a curated record.